UCAAGUCAGCAGUUUUCCUCCCUGCAUGAAUAUAUCUUUGGAACCGAGCACAGGUUGUUGACUUGGGGGGGGGUCAAACAGGUCCCCCCGCGUGAGCCGUGGUUAAUGAUAGACCUAAGGGUGGUUGUGCAAAUCAAACAAGAGAUAAAACUUAACACCAAAUAGCCCCCGAAGCGGUCGCACCACGCCGUUACAUAACCGCCGCGCCUCAAAUAAAGGCGGCCGCGUGCAGAAGCGGCGAGCGCAUCCAGCCGAGACGACCAUGCAGGAGGCCCACCUGAGACGCGACAGCCUGCUGCUGGCCCUGAGCAGCUACAACUCCGCCGCCGCGCGCAUGGAGCAGACGGUGCUGCUGCCCAGCCUGCUGAGGGACGUGCCCGCCGAGCAACCCCGGGCGGCGGCGGCGGCAGGGGACGAGGAGCUCGGCGGGGAUCUCUACGGCGACUACCUGAUGCUGAAAGCGGUGAAGAGCGUGGUGGAGAGCGGGCCGGUGCCCCCUGAGGACUGCAAGGCGUCCGAGGACAAGACCUCAGAUGCGCUGCUGGAGCCCGACGACGACCCGGAGAGCAUCCUCCGCUUCCACCUGAGCGGCCUUUUGUCCAUCAUGAGCCAGCUCACGCAGCGCAGUCAGAGGCUGACGCAGAAAUAUCUGGACAUCAUCGGCAUCCCCAUUUAAAUAAAAAAUGCUGUCAUUUUUCUCUUAAUUUAAUCAAAGUGUAUUUAUAUUAAUCCAUUUUGUGCUGGUGCUGCUCCCCCAACAAAGCACUGCAAAGUACUGGGCUCUGGCCAGACUGAAAAAAAGAUCUCCAACAGCUUCCUCAAGACUUAGACUUAGACAAACUUUAUUGAUCCAAAAGGGAAAUUUUUGUCAAUCCGGUUUAAGUCUUUUUGUGCUGGUGCUGCUCCCCCCAACAAAACACUGCAAAGUACUGGGCAGUGGCUACAAAAGACUGAAAAAAAGAUCUCCAACAUCUUUCUUCAACAAAAAGUGUCUGCUUGUUGUGUAUUUAUGAGAGAAUAAAACAUUC
Nerophis ophidion (straightnose pipefish) is the source of this 1028-nucleotide messenger RNA. It is a transcript of the gene thrsp, whose product is annotated as thyroid hormone responsive. Bases 263 to 676 code for a protein of 137 amino acids. Gene Ontology annotation, cellular component: cytosol. Lineage: Eukaryota; Metazoa; Chordata; Actinopteri; Syngnathiformes; Syngnathidae. The transcript has a single exon. The record is from RefSeq and is a predicted model, not a curated record. Gene Ontology annotation, biological process: regulation of lipid biosynthetic process.